AUGCCAGCAGCCAAUGUGGCAAAGCCUGGGCGUGCACUGCCCGCCGGGCGCGUGCCGGUUGCAGAAGAGAAGCCGCGAGACGAGCCGAAAGAAGGUACUGCAGCAUCACCGUUCGAUGCUUCGCCUUUCGACGCGCACGUCCCGGCAUCGCCCUUUGACGUUGGCGAGGGCCGACCGCGUCAACGGCAGGCGGUCCAGACUCUCCACACUGACGAUGCUCGGUACUUUGUGAUCACGAGCAACAGCGCCGAGAACGUUGUGAAAUCUAUCCGUCACAACGUGUGGGCGACGCAGCGGAAGAAUGAGCAGAAGCUGAAUGAGGCCUACCGCAGCGGCUGUACAGUCUUCCUCCUCUUCUCCGUCCAGCGCAGCGACGCUUUCCAAGGCUAUGCAAAGAUGAGGAGCGCUGUGGGCAGGUCGCAGCUCAGAGGUACAGAUCCUUUUAAUGGCUUCGGCAGGCUGUUCGAUGUGGAGUGGAUGCGUCUACACGACCUCCCCUUCAGAGAGGUGCAGCAGCUUCGCAAUCCCCUCGCCGAGGAUGGCAAGGUAACCUUGUCUCGCGAUGGACAGGAGCUCGCGAACAGCACGGGGCGCAAGCUGUGUGCCAUCAUCGACAAGCACAUCGAUGAGCCAGAGAGCUUUCCGGUUCGCCACGAGGUGCCUGCCAGCCUUUGGCAGACGAGUUGGGCAGCUCCCUUCCCGGCCACUCCAGGCUUCCCCACGGAGCGUGCCGAAUCCGAAGGAACACGGCGCAAGCGUCGCAGGAAGCUGCGCAAGGCACCUCAUGCUCUUGAAGAUGGCUUCGACGAGCAUGUAGAGUAUUUCCUCGGUAUGGACUACGAGGAUUACGUCGAGUGGUGGAAGCGCUCCGGUGCGAUCGGCCCAGGACCCGCUCCACUGCCCUGA
Symbiodinium sp. CCMP2592 is the source of this 906-nucleotide messenger RNA. Lineage: Eukaryota; Dinophyceae; Suessiales; Symbiodiniaceae. The record is from the annotation of a GenBank genome assembly.